This is a messenger RNA of Spirodela intermedia, 1428 nucleotides long. NCBI's taxonomy places the organism in Eukaryota, Viridiplantae, Streptophyta, Magnoliopsida, Alismatales, Araceae. The record is from the annotation of a GenBank genome assembly.
AUGGGGGAAGUUCGAGUCUUGAACGUCACCCGCGUCUCGCUCUCACCACUUGAAGGCCCCUGUCCGGAACCCGUCAAGCUCUCCUUCUUCGACGCCAAAUGGAUUCGUUUCCCUCCCCUGCAACGGGUGCUGCUGUUCAGCACCGACCGCCCGAUCCCCUCCCUCGUCGAAGAGCUCAGGGAGUCCCUCUCCCGGACGCUUUCUCGUUAUUAUGCCCUCGCCGGGAAGUUCACCGCGGUCGACGGCACCGGCAACCUCAUGAUAAGUUUCUCCGGCGACGGAGGCGACGGGGUCGAUUUCCUUUGGGCAGAGGCGGAGGGGAUCGAUUUCCAACGGCUCACGGACAUCCAGCACUACGACGAGGAGGCGUUCUUGUCUCUUGUGCCGGUCUUAGAGGCGAGUCAGCUUCCGGCUCCGGUGUUCUCCGUGCAAGUCACCGGUUUUCCUGGGAGAGGUGUGGUAAUUGGGUUCUCUAUGCACCACAUGGCCGCCGAUGGUAAGGCCAUAUGGCAGUUCGUUGAUGCGUGGGCGGCGGAGUGCCGGAUAUCGUCCGGCGGAGGGGCAUCGAGUCUCCCGGAGCCAUUGCAUGACCGGUCGGUCAUAAGUCACCCCCGAGCGGAAGAGAUUGCCAGGAGUAUCGUGAGGACCGUCGCUCCCAACCUCCCAAGCGUAAGCUCAAUGGCUCUGUCACCGUGUCUCUUUCUCUAUCUAUCCAUUUACCUAUAUCUAAAUAGCUGAAACAUGCGUCAUGGCUGAUUUCAGUUAUCCGACUCUUUGAUGAAAUUCUACGAUCCGCGUAAGUUGUCACGGAGAACCUUCAUCGUCAAGAUGGAGAGCAUCGCCUCCCUAAAGGACCGAGGCACCGCUACUCACCGGCCCUCGGCGUUCGCCGCCCUGGCCGCCCACAUCUGGCUGAGCAUCGUCAGAGCGAAGGGCAUUCCACCGGACGACCUUAUCUGUCCCUUCCUUUUCGAAGCUGACUGCCGCCGUCGCCUUGACCCUCCCGUCGAGGACCGCUACUUCGGCAACUGCGUCAAGCCCUGCUUGGCCGUGGCCAAGGCGUCGGAGCUGCUGGCCGGUGACGAUGAGGGGAUUAAGACGGCCUGCGCAGCGGUGCGGAGAGCGGUCCAGGAGGCUACUAGAGAACCGUUGAGUGACAUUGAGCGCUGGACAACUAAGUCGGUUCUUACGGGUUUUCCGAUCGAGAGACUAGCGAAUGUGUCGGGGUCGCCGAGGUUCCGGGUGUACGAUGCGGAUUUUGGCUGGGGGGGCCCUAGGAGGGUGGAGAUGGUAUCAAUGAACGGGAACGGGGAGGUGGCACUGUUAGCGGCAAGGGAUGAAGAAGGUAGCGUGCAGCUGUCGGUAUCCAUCUCACGGUUGUGUAUGGAUGCUUUCGCCUCCUCCUUUGUGGAUGGUCUGCAGGAAUGA